Messenger RNA from Micromonas pusilla CCMP1545, 1578 nucleotides. RefSeq lists its product as uncharacterized. The record is from RefSeq and is a predicted model, not a curated record. NCBI's taxonomy places the organism in Eukaryota, Viridiplantae, Chlorophyta, Mamiellophyceae, Mamiellales, Mamiellaceae. Bases 1 to 1578 code for a protein of 525 amino acids. The transcript is spliced from 5 exons.
AUGACGUCCACCGCUCCCGCGGCGAUCUCGUACAUAAUCAAAGUCCCCGUGCACGCGAACGCGCGCAGGACGCCGCCGCCGGCGGUCGCGAAGCGCCUCCGCGCGCGCGCGUUCCCGAAAGAUGCGCGCGCGUCCGUCUCCGAGAAGCGCGUCAACGAAGACGCGCUCGCGGCGUCUCGCAAGGCGGCCGUCGCGGCCGCGCACAACGCGCGCGUCUCCGAAUCCGUGACGAACACCGUCGCGAUCAAGUCGAACAUCGCGAGCUACACGCGCGAGACGACGGACCGCCGCCUCCAGGAAGCCGAGCAGCUCCGCGUGUCCAGGCUCGAAGCGCGCGCGUCCGUCGCGAAGAAGUUCGUCCAGCGCGUCGACGACGUCGCGGAGAAGAACGAAUCCCGCAAGGCGCAACUCGCGGCGAACAUCGAACGCAAGCUCGAGCUCGCGGAACAAAACCGCAAGCGCGAGAUCGCGAAGCUGACGUUUAAAGCCGCGGACGCCGCCGCGAGGGCGAAGGACAUCGCGUUGAAAGCCGCGCGCGCGGCGGCGGAGAAAGCAGCGGCGAUCGAAACCAAAGUCGACGUCGCCGUCGCGCGCCGCGACGCCUUCUUAAACCUCAUCGCGUUCAAAGCGCACUUCUUCAACGCGCGCGCGGACCGCGCGGUGAAGCACGCGAAAGCGAACGCGAGGAUGGACGCCAAGGUGACGGCGACGCGUCUGCAGUCGCGCAUGGCCGCCGCCGCGUACCUGCGCGGGCUCGACGUUCGACUCCGGCAGUCCAAAGCCGCGCUCACGACCGAGCGCGCGGCGCACGUCGUCGAACGCCAGCGCCUCCAGAACCACGUCUCGCCUCUCAUCGAAGCCGCGCGCAUCCGCGCGGAUCAGUUCCUCGCGGACGAGCGCAGAAACGAAGCCGUGAACGCGACGGCGGCGCGCGCGCAUCGCUUCAUUCGCCGAGCCGUCGUCACGGCGGCGACGCGCGAGUACAACGAAGCCGCGACCGCCGCGACGAGAAGGGCGAACCUCGAAGAAAAGCUCGCCGCCGCCGCGGAGCGCAAGUCCGAGAUGCUCUCGCUCGCCUACGCGGGCGGCGGCCCGGAGAUUGACUCCGUUCGCGGGUCCCCGACGGGGAGCUGGCCGAGAGUGUCGAGAGCGUCGUCGCCGCGCGCGGCGCGCGAUUUCGUCUCCGCGUCGACGUCGCCGAUCAAAGAGAUCGAGCUCGCCGCGCGCGCUCGCGCUCGCGGCCGCCCGUCCACGGCGCGCGGCCCGCGCGAUCUCGCGACGGUGUUCCGCCCGCCGUCCCCGGACUCGCCGUACUACCCGUACGCGAAGGACACGUACCGCGAGUACCAGCUGUCGCCGUCUGAGGAGGCGGAGGCGGUGCGACGACUUCCGACGAACGCCCAAGUCGCGGUCUCGGCGCGGAAGCCGCUUCGUCGCAGCGUCGCGUGCGGCGCGGAGGUGAACACCGCGGCGGAAAUCAACGCCGCGCGCCAGGACGCGAAGGAAAACGGCGGAUGGACGCUUCUCGACGGCGUGUCUGGGUCGUUCUCCGCGCCGACGUCGCCGACGGCGGCGUGA